AUAGAAUUUUGAUAACUUCACGACAUCGUUGAAUGUCAGAGUAAUUCUAAACGUAGCGAUUUAUUAAAUUAAAAAAGAAAUUAACUUUUCAUCGGAUAAUAACCGAUUUUAUAAACAACACAAUAAAUUGUUAAUCGUGAGAGAAUGGUAUUUAGAUGCUCGUUUGACUGAACUAUAGCCUCAUCGUCUCAUCGACUCUUGUCUCUCAGUCUCCAUUGAUAUGGCCGUAUUUUUGUUGAACGACUGCAAAUUUAACGGUUGUGGGCUUACAUUCAAGAGUCUGGGACACUUGAUACAGCACAUCGAAGAAACUCAUAUCGAUUACGAUCCUCACGUGGUGGAACAAAUGGAGAUCCAGAAGCCGACCUGUAUACCGUUGAGUUACGCGCUUAGAUUUCUAACCGAUGCCGCCAGAAAAGAGUGUGCCAAAUCGGCCAACACCAAACGAAGAUUGAGUCAAGUUAAUAUACUUGCAAGUGCAACAAGAAAUCGUAACAAUGCUGCGACACCAACAGGAAGCGACGCCGAAGAGGGCGAUGAGUUUGCCAGUGAGCCGGACGACAGCAACGACUCGUCUACCACAUCCGAAGAAUUCUCGGCUGAUUUUAUAUUGCGCUAUGGAAGCAGGGUUAUUAAUCAGAGCGUUUCAAAUCCACCGAGUAACAUCGUAAACAGUAACGGCAGUACCAACACCAACAACAAUUCGAGCGACAAACCGUUCGCUUGCCCUGUUCCUGGCUGCAAAAAACGUUACAAGAACGUCAACGGAAUAAAGUAUCACUCUAAAAACGGUCAUAAGAAAGAUGGCAAGAUACGAAAGGCGUUCAGAUGUCCUUGCGGAAAGAGUUACAAGACCCCGUCCGGCUUGAAGAACCACACGGUGAUCCAGCACGCGGGUUCGGUGCUCCAAAACGGCAAAAUAGCGUCGAUAAAAUACGACCAUCAAACGAGUAAUCACCAUCACCAUCAGCAGCAGCAGCAGCGUGAUAGUUUAUCAAAGGCGUGUGGGGGAGGUAUACCGCUUGAAAUAGGAAAGAAUUCGUUCGCAAAAGCGAAGGUAGCAGCGAUCGAAGAUCACGGUUACAUGAAAUCGGAAAAGUCGAUGUACACGGAGACUGAGACGUCCUCGAUGAACAACGAUUGCGAGGAGGAAGAUUUGGGGAUAUUGACGCCAGCCUCGACGCCGCCUUUGCUGGCGCAGAGUCCUGCAAAAAGUGAAAUAUCCCAGCAGCAAAGUCAGCAGCGAAACGAUAGAACGCUACAAAAGUAUCUCGCGAGCGUCGUCGCGUCAACAAAUACUGCUCAGCAGCGUCGCAACAUUCUCGAUAACGGCAACGCGUACUAGUCAUUUAACGCAAUACGAAAAACGAGAGGCAGAAUAACAGAGUAAAUCAUCUAUCGAAGCUCGACGUCAACGAGAGACAAAAAAUCAUUGUAUCGACUGGAAAAAAAGAGCGAAAGAAAAUAUUCGGACACGAGCGCAGGCUCGGAAUGCCGUGUCCGAACGUCAUUUUACAAAGCUACAAUACUAUCAGCGAUGUCGCCUUGUUUUUUCCCCUUCCCGUGUAGAUGAUUCAAAGUAAGAAAACGACAAAAAAAAGCAAAGAAAAAACGCGAGCGUGUAGGCUGUUUUUCGCUAGUCCAAACGGCGAGAAUAGAUAGGAACUGAGAGAAAAUUCCCGUGAUAAUUUCGCCACACGAGAUUAUUCGCUUCAUUCGAUUGAUCCUAGCUGAUAGUACCUAGAUAUUUGUACACGUUUGUAUGUCCUUAAUACGCAUACAUACGUAUAUCAAUAUCGCAUAGAAUAUCGGAUAUAAUCGGUUAACGCAAGCGGUUAUUUACUAAGUGCACUUAAGGUUUGCAAAAAAAUCUUUUUCCUCUUUUUCAUUUCUCUUGUUAUUCUUCCACUCUCUACUUUCUUUUUUUCUGGUCACUAGAACUGCGCGAUCCGAAAAAUUAAACGUUCUGCCAAUAUUAACACGAUCGGGGGGAAAAACGAUCGAGAAACUUAAAGUUGAUCCUUUCCGCGCAUGACGAUCGACUUGGUGGGCGCGUGCCGCCGCAUAGUUCAUAAUUUGUUAUUAUAUUCGUAAUCCACGCAAAACUAUUACAAUAAUUAACUGAUUAUUGUAGUGUGAGACAGGAAAAUAUGCGAAUUUUGUUACGAAAGAAUAAAAAAUUGAAACAAAAA
This is a messenger RNA of Venturia canescens, 2192 nucleotides long. Its product is annotated as juxtaposed with another zinc finger protein 1. Bases 221 to 1345 code for a protein of 374 amino acids. The record is from RefSeq and is a predicted model, not a curated record. The transcript is spliced from 5 exons. Lineage: Eukaryota; Metazoa; Arthropoda; Insecta; Hymenoptera; Ichneumonidae. Gene Ontology annotation, cellular component: nucleus.